AUGGCAGAUGGAAUUGCCAUCCAAGAAGGCUUCCUCUGUCCAAUAUGCCACAAGGACAUGAGAUCCCCCCAAAAUUUAUUGUCCCAUUUUCAAGAUUUGCAUUCCGAAGAUCAGGAAUUUCUCAAAUCCCUCAAAGGUAUAUAUGGUAAAGCCAAAAAGAAAAUCCUAAAACUAGACGACCAAGAUUUACAAACGUUCAAAGAACUGACCCGUGAAAAAUACUACCUUGACUCCAGCGAUCCACAAGAUCCUGGACCAUCGCAGUGCCAUACAAAUUAUUUCCGCGAUAUCAGACGUGAACGUUUAGAACACAGAACAACAGAAACAAAUAAAUUAAUCAUUAGACUCGACCGACUAUUGAGAACCUUUGGUUCAGACAGAAAGCAACAGGAGCAAGAAUUAGUUGUCUGGUUAGAUGGUUCUACAGUCACCCGAUGCCCUUCUUGUGCCGCUAGUUUCAACAUCGCUAGAAGACAACAUCAUUGCAGACUUUGCGGCAGUAUUAUGUGCAAUAAUUGUUCAUAUUUCUUACCAUAUGAUAUUGCCCAGACUAUUGUGGCUCCAGUCAAUAGCGUCAACGACAAAGAAUAUUCAGGCAAAGAUUCAGAUACUUUAAGAAUUUGUAAUCAUUGCUUGAACAUGCUGGAAAGCCGCAGGCGAGUUCAAGUAGAUCAAAUGAUCAAACCCACUAUAUGGCAUUUGUAUUCUUUGCUGCAAAAUAACAAAAAGCAAAUUGAAGCAGCUGUGGAACUUUAUAAUAAGAUGUAUAAUUCUCUUACUUCUGGAGAAACAACUUUUUUGUUGCAAGAUGUCCAAACAUUAAGAUCUUCCAUAGCUGAAAAAGCCCAAAUGAUGGAUACACUAAGCAAAAAAAUUGCUUCUGAACCUGUCGACCCUGAGACUCCAAAGGCAGCUUUGCUCCAAAACAACAUCAGGAAAUCCACAUCAAAUUACAUAAAAGACUCUCUUCUAACGUUGCCAACUCCCCCAACAAUGGACGAAAUCGAUAGAAUCAGGCACAAGCUUGCUAUGAGUUUUAAGGACGACGAUUUGCCUGAAACCCUUGAUCGUCGAAGCAUUAGGACUGUUGCCGUGGCCACUGGAUGGUCCCCAGCUCCUGCAAGUGCGUCUAGUAUUGAUAAUGAACAAGAAAAUCCUUUGAUAGAGCAAAUGAGGAUUGUUAAAAAUUAUAUUGAUCAGGCACGGAAAGCUCAAAGAUUUGAGGAAGUGGCUUCUUUGGAAGAGAAUCUAAGGAUGUUGAGGGAAACUUACAGGCAGCAACAAAGGGCCUAG
Molecule: messenger RNA, 1293 nt
Organism: Ceutorhynchus assimilis (cabbage seed weevil)
Lineage: Eukaryota; Metazoa; Arthropoda; Insecta; Coleoptera; Curculionidae
Source: the annotation of a GenBank genome assembly